GAGAAGGAGGAAGAGGAAGACAAGAAGGAAGAAGAGGAGGAGGAGGAGGAGAUGGACUAACACAACGAGGAGGAGGAGGAGGAAGAAAUGAAUGGAAAAAUGAAAUGAAAGGAGGAGGAAGAGGAAACGAAGACAGAGGAAGACAAGAAGGAAGAGGAGGAGGAGGAGGAGGAGGAACAAUAACCGCCACCCCAAACAACCCCAAACAACCACAAAACCACCACCACAACAACUACGAACAACCAAAACAUCGAACUCCACCUCAGAUCCAGAACGCAAGAGUCGCUGACUUCGACCUCGGACCCUCAGUGGGCGACAUCGUGGAGGCGACAUCCCGCGAGCCUACCUUCGCCUGGGGGGGCAACGCGACAGUCCAGGGGGUGCAGCAGGGCCCGGGGCUUUACUCUAUUGAUAACCACACUGUUAGUUUCCCCUGUGACUCCCUGGGGCCCGCUGGAUACUAUAGUGUACGUCUGAUCGCCCCGGGGUUGGUGACGGAAAGCGCUCGGUUGAUUGCGUCUUCACUGUGGUUCAAGGUUGAAUGGAGCGACGAAUUCACUCUCCAGGUCAACACCCCAAGUAUCCAACCAUGUUACAGCGACAGCUCACUCAAGGUACGCGUGGCCUACCCGUACUGUUUGGGCAAGAAGGAGGAGGACAAAGAGAGGAAACAGAGGGAUAAAGUGAGGGUGUACGCUCUCUACCGCGCCAACGUGACCUCCGCCAACCCACCCAUUGAGAAGAGCUACGUGUCUGAGGUGCCGGUGAAGGCCAGAAAGAACUCGGUGUAUUUCCCGUGCGAAGUGUUCAACCGCGAGGCUACCGAGUACUGCUUCGCCUACGUCAACACGGCCGUCACCAACGUCACCUCCCUCGUCCGACAGCAGUGCGUCCCCUACUACAAGCCCAACGCGCUACGUAAGGACGGGGAGUGGGGCGCGUGGAGUGACUGGACGCCUUGCACCGCGCUGUGUGACGGGGAGAGGGGCGGCGGCGGCGGGCAGAGACAGCGACACCGGUUCUGCGACUCACCAGCGCCGAGGAAUGGGGGACGCUUCUGCCUGGGCUCAUCACUGGAGGAGGAGGCGUGUGUGGCACCGGGGGACGGGUGUGCGGUGGGGGCCAGCCAGAAUCCCCCGUCCCCGGCCUCCUCAACCCCGGGGGGCAGCGGGGACCCGUGCCUCUGUGGAUGCACCAUGGCUCUCCUUUCCAGCUCCCCCGCGACCAUCACCGCCUCGGCUGCUGAUUGCUACGGGACAGCGGUGUGGCUACUGCAGGCGCCCCCGGGUCAGCGCGUGGUGGCCGAGGUGCAGUGGGCGUUUCUGCGUCCCGGCGGUCAGUGGCUCAAGCUGCGGGACGGGAACACCUCCGCGGCGCCCCUGCUGGUCCUGCUGCCCACCGCCCCCCCGCGUCCCACCCUCGCCCGUCCCGAGUCGCGCCGCCCCACCCACGCCCCACCCAGGGUCUCCACGGGGUCGGUGCUGCUCCUGGAAUUCCACUCCGAUGUGAACACCUCCAUGGCCAGCCCCAACCCCAACGCCUGGGGCUUCCUGCUCAAGGCGUCCCCGGCAGAGUCAGCGGGGGUCGGCGUGGGUCUCGACGUGGAGGGCGCGGUGGAGGGGUCGCCGCGGGUGGUGGUUGGCGGCGGCGGCGACGGGCUGCUGGAGGGCAUGCACGUGGCGGCGGUGGUGUUCGUGGCGCUGCUGGUGGUGGCGGUGGUGGUGCUGGCGGCCAUACACUGGCGCCACUACCGCCUCUACCAGCGGGCGCGCCUCGUGCCAGACUCGCCCUUCGCCACGCCGCCGGACUCGCCAUCCAAGGCCACCACCACCGCUGCCGGCACCACCGUGGCCUCCACCCUCACCCUCAGUGAGGUCAUCUCCCUCAAGUCCCUGGUGCUGCGGCCCUGCCUGCCUGUGUCGCUGCCGCUGCGGCGCCGCGGGGCGGCCGCCGCCCACUCACCGCAGGACACGGAGCCGCUGUGCAGCACGGCGCGCCACUCGCUGCCCAACUCGCCCUUCCUGACGCGCCGCGACGCCACGCCCUCCACGCUGCGCCGCUCCUCCUCCCAGAUGAGCCGCCUGCUGCGGCGCGGCAGCGGACCCUUCAGGCGCAAGCGGCGGCGCUUCGCCUCCGUGGACGAGCUGGAGACACGCUGCAUAUCGCCCAUCAGGGAGAUACAGCGGGAGGACGAGGCGGAGGGCGGGAAGGAGGCACUGGCGCGGCGGGAGGACGACGAGGAGAAGUACCGCGAGCGCUGCAAGUCUUUGGUGCGCCGCGACGAGCCGCGCCUCACGCCCAAGCUGGCCAAGGAACGGCUCAACCUAGAGCGAGCCCGCCGCGCCGUGCUGUCCCGCUCCACCUCCGCCGCCACCGUGCGGCCCGCCUCCUCCGUGUCUGACGUGUCGUCCGUCAACGGCACCGACACCGAGAUGGAGUACGACUACUACGACUACGACAUGGACAACGCCUCGGCGGUGCCCGGCUCGCUGUUUGGAAUGGACCCGCUGCUGCUGGCGUGGAUGCCGCCAUUCUUCACCGGCCCCGACGGCCUCACGCCCACCAGCGACGCCAUCCCCUUGGAGAUGAUCAGCUUACCCGAGGUGCUGCCCAGCCCCGCCGAAGCCCCGCAGGCCCCGCCCCGCCCCGCCGAAGCCCCGCAGGCCCCGCCCCGCCCCACCGUGCUGCCCCUGCCCCACCUCAACAUCCCCAUCAACACCUCGCCACCCCGUGACCCUCCGAUGCAGACCAGCCUCAUGUCCGAGGAGGCCAACGACCGCGUGGAGCUGCAGCCUGAAGAGGAGCACGACUCCCCCGCCGCUCCCUUCGACGAGGACUCCACGCCCACUGCCAACACCUGCAGCAAGAUACUCAACCUUGACGACAUACAGUUUGCCGACGACUCGGAUUCCGCAGACGAACUGUAGGACGCGACGACCACUGUGAUGUGGACCAAACGACUGCCAACAACCCAGUCAAUCUUCUAGUCAACACAGCCAGUGAGGCACCUGUUGCAAGGAGCUCAACGGCUCCCUGCCAAGGAGUCACUUGGCAUCCUUACGUCCACAUUCAUCUCCAAGAUUCAGUGACAGACCACUCAUGAAUCUAGACAUGACGAGUAGACAAGAAUCACAUUCCAAACACACCAAAGACUUGUGGUCUGGGCGAGGUGGUCUGCCAUCAGGUUUAGUGUGCAGAGCCUCAUCUUAGUUGUAGAGUUUGCAAGGUUGUCUCUGUAAGGGAACACCAACUCUUACUGACGGGCACACCAAGCCAGAAAAAUCUAACUUGGAGAGAAACAGAUUAAGGAGUUAAAGUCUACAACUGAGCGAGGCGUCUGCAGCACUUGUGGCCAGACGAAAGUUUACUUAAAUUAUGUGUUGAGUUUUGGGUCAACGUGUCAGCCUCAACAGAUGAUUCUGAGGAGGCAUUGUACAUAAGGAACUUGCCUUCAAUGUAUAGUGUAAAUAAUCGUAAAUAAUCAUCUCCCUCCCUCUCUCUCUCCCUUACUUGUUAUAGCUGUAAUAGUAAUGAGGUUAUGAGUGACCAAUUAGUGAGAACAGACCCACCGACAGCACCCUCCACACACUCAUCGCCUUGAUACUCACUGCUCCCAACCCAUCCACUGAUUGCAUUCAUUAUCAGUAAUCUUAGUAGUCUGUCGCCUCUUGUACUCAGUCUUAUGUGUGUCCAAUUACCUCCAGCCUUCCCCUUCAACCUGUCAUCUGAUAUCUGCGCCUUCACCUUCUGUUAUCUUUAAUCCACUGCUCUGUUCUUUUCUGUUAUUUUUAAUCCACUGCUCUGUUCUUUUCUGUUAUUUUUAAUCCACUGCUCUGUUCUUUUCUGUUAUUUUUAAUCCACUGCUCUGUUCUUUUCUGUUAUUUUUAAUCCACUGCUCUGUUCUUUUCUGUUAUUUUUAAUCCACUGCUCUGUUCUUUUCUGUUAUUUUUAAUCCACUGCUCUGUUCUUUUCUGUUAUUUUCAAUCCACUGCUCUGUUCUUUUCUGUUAUUUUUAAUCCACUGCUCUUGUUCUUUUCUGCUUUUCUGCCCCUCAAUUCUCAAUCAAUGUCUCCACUCAACCCCUUCCUUUUCUUCCCUUCCAGUCCCCUUCAUCCACUCACACUGCCUCUUCCCCUUCAAUCCCCUCAAUUCUCAAUCAGUAUCUCCUCUCACUUUUCUUCUUUCCCUCCAUCCCUCCCCUCUUCUUUCCCUCCAUUCACUCACUCCUCUCCUUCCCUUGCAAUCUACUCUACCCUUUUUCUGCCCCUCAAUCCUUCCUUUCCUCCCUCUCCCUAGCAAUCCACUUUUUCCCUCAAUCCACCUCAUCUUACAAUCCACUCCUCACUACUUCCCCUGGUUACUCCUGCAAUCCACUCCUUCCUCUUCCCUCCCUCUCCCUAGCAAUCCACUUUUCUUUCCCUCAAUCCACCUCAUCUUAACAAUCCACUCCUCUCACUACUUCCCCUGGUCACCCCCUGCAAUCCACUCCUCCCCCUCCCUUACCAGCCACACCAAGGGACAUCAACAUAUCAGAUAGUUAGCUCUCCCAGCCUGUCCCGAGCCCCCCUGGUGGUGUGGCCUCAGGGUGUCGCCUACUCUGGGACUCUUAAGCAGCUGGGACGUGUCAGAACCCCUCAUCCCAUAACAGAACCCCAGUGGUAGUGUCAUGUAGAUUGUCAAAGUGAAUGGUUAGCUUCUUGCGUCAUGAUGUACAGUUGGGGAUAUGAAUGUGAAUCUACCUUACUCUUAACAUGAAUGGAUGAAUCUAGUAUUGAUAACCUCUUGAAAAUUGUCUCUCCUAUCCUGGUAGUUCAUCCCCUGUAUGUCUCUCCCUUGUUCACUGUCCUAUCUCCUCUUGUUGGUUCAUCCUCCACUUCCUUUCCCUUCCUUGUUCACCUUAAAUUCUCCUCUAUCAAUAGUUCAUCCUCCACUCAUGUCUCGCCCUUCUUUAUCCUCCACUCCCCUCUUCCAUUAGUUCAUUCCCCACUCCUGUCUUUCUCUUGUUCGCCCUCCUCUCUCUCCUACCCUUUGUGACUUGCUGCAUGUUGAGGGGAACUGAGUCAUGAGUUUAAAGUAAGGUGGACUGAUAUUUCUGUCUGCAGCUGUACAUGUCUCGUCAAAAUGAAGCUGUAUUGUUUAAGUACCCAUCCCUUGGUCCUUCUAGCAGGGAUGAAGGGGUCCUGCCACUGCCCACCGCCGGGACACAGCCUCACGGGAACAAAUGUACAACCUCUUCUAUUGUAAGGAACAUCGGUUAACUUUAGCGAUUCAUAUAUGCCUAUUGUUGUAGUGUUGCUCUCGGAAGACUGUGGCUGAAAAUUUGUUCCCGGAAUAUUCUUGUAACUAAAAACUAAACCCACAUGCACGGGAGAAGUUUUGAGCCACGGUUGUGAUUAUAAUGAAUGUUGAAAAUGAGUGAUAUGAAGACGAGGAAUACUGUGUGGGGUUUUAGUCAGGGAGGAAAACUUCACCACUAUAAGAGUAUUGAGAGGCUCUGGUUUGUCAGAGGGGAAUGUAGUUUGACAGGAAGGCGAGGGACAGUCUUGUACAAAAUUAAGUAGCUAAGGAGUUUGUUGGGAAUCUUCUACCUGCACCACCACCAGUCAUGAAGCAAGGAUGAUGGGAGUACAUAUGGGCCUCUGUGACUGUGAGUUGUGGGUGCAGUGGAGUGAAUGAGUGUUUCCUGAGCUGCCUGUUAUGUGUAGUGUGAAGCUGAGGUGAUGGUGAAAGAGGAGGAAGGUUGAAGAUAUCAUAUGUAGCUUAGGCUGAAAGAUAAAGAGGAGCAAGGUGAGGUUAUGCACUGGUGUGAUCUCAAAGUAAUAGUUAUGCUUAGGGAAAGUCAUGUGUAGCUGAGGCUGAAAGAUAAGGAGCAAGAUUAGGGAAUGCAAGUUGGAAUCAUGCACUGGUCAUCUCAAAGUAAUGGUUAUGUUAAGGGAAGUCAUGUGUAGCUGAGGCUGAAGGAUAAGGAGGAGCAAGGUGGAAUUAAGCACUGUUGGAAAUCUCAAUCGCUAUGCUUAGGGAUGUCGUGUGUAGCUGAGGCUGAAGGAUAAGGAGCAGCAAGCUGGAAUUAAGCACUGUUGGAAAUCUCAAUCGCUAUGCUUAGGGAUGUCGUGUGUAGCUGAGGCUGAAGGAUAAGGAGCAGCAAGGUGGAAUUAAGCACUGGUGGAAAUCUCAGUUGCUAUGCUUAGGGAUGUCAUGUGUGGCUGAUGCUGAAAGAUAAGGAGGAGCAAGGUGGAAUUAAGCACUGGUGGAGCUCUCAAAGUACUGGUUAUAUGACUUGCCGUACCGUUCAUGCAAAUCAAUGCCUUACGUUCUCAUUCUCUUCUCUGCGUUCAGUUUCCACGCAAGCAGAAACACCUCCAUGACACACGUUGGAUGUGUUAGCAUUAAACAUAUAUUUUGGGGAGUUCACCUGAAGCAGAGCGACAGUCUCAGCUCCCAAUGUGUAAUGUGUUUUGCUUUGCUAGUCAGACACGUUCAGACCACCGAUAGUACAGUCCGGCCGCCACACUUUUGUAUAGGAACGACACUUGUUGAAUCUUUGCCAUUAGUUUAAGACCAGUUGCCUGUCUCUAAGGUUAAGUAAUGAGUUGUUCUUUUGUUUCCGUGACAGUAGCUUGUAAAGGUGAACACUGGUAACUAGUGAGUACAAUGUGUUCACCUAUAGGCAGCUCCUUGUUGUUUUAUUAUUAUUAUACCAGACAAAACACUUAAAUUUGUAAUAAGAAAAAAAUUGCUGUUACACACUAAAGUAUUACACACACACACACACACACACACACACAUAUACACACACACACAUAUACACACACACAAGCAGACACAGAAUUCUGCUCCAUUAUAUUGCUUUAUCCCCAACUCCCUUAACCACCAACAUUGCCCUGACCAACACACGUACACAAGUAGACACAGAAUAAGUCUGAUCCAUUACAUUGCUUUAUCCCCAACUCCCUUAACCACCAACAUUGCCCUGACCAACACACGUACACAAGCAGACACAGAAUAAGUCUGAUCCAUUAUAUUGCUUUAUCCCCAACUCCCUUAACCACCAACAUUGCCCUGACCAACACACGUCACUAUGCAUCGGAAACUGACGUGCAAGAAUUCCCCAAACAGCAACCAACAUGUACAAAGUCCACCUGCCGGGCCUGUGAUGCAUCAGCCCUCCUCUAGUCACUCAGGACUCCAAAGUCUUACUCAUUGGUGAGAUUCGUCUAUUGAUGUUUUUUAUAGUUUUGUAAUUGUACCUCCAUGUUUUAAAGGCUACAUAUGUACGUGCGGUGAACAUGACGUUAUUCUUUCAGCUGGUGCUUGUUUCAUUGCUUCCCUUUGGUGGUGGGUGGGAGGAGGGGAAGGAGGUUAUGAUCUAUAGAAGGAUGAGAUGGUGAUUGUUUCAUUGCUUCCCUUUGUGGCAGUGGUGGGAGGAGGAGGGGAAGGAGGUGUUAGGGUAUAUACAGGGAUAGGGAAGAGGAGUGAAAUGAAG
Molecule: messenger RNA, 7483 nt
Organism: Eriocheir sinensis (Chinese mitten crab)
Lineage: Eukaryota; Metazoa; Arthropoda; Malacostraca; Decapoda; Varunidae
Gene: gogo
Exons: 9
Coding region: 105-2927 (940 amino acids)
Cellular component (GO): cell periphery
Source: RefSeq, a predicted model, not a curated record